Sphenostylis stenocarpa is the source of this 432-nucleotide messenger RNA. The record is from the annotation of a GenBank genome assembly. NCBI's taxonomy places the organism in Eukaryota, Viridiplantae, Streptophyta, Magnoliopsida, Fabales, Fabaceae.
AUGACGGAGGCUACGAUAAGGAACAAGCCAGGGAUGGCGAGCGUGAAGGACAUGCCGGUUCUCCAGGAUGGCCCACCGCCGGGAGGGUUCGCUCCGGUUCGGUUCGCUCGCCGCAUCCCCAACAAGGGCCCCGGCGCCGUCGCCAUCUUCCUUACUGCCUUUGGCGCUUUCUCUUGGGGCAUGUAUCAGGUCGGCCAGGGCAACAAGAUCCGAAGGGCACUGAAGGAAGAAAAAUAUGCUGCCCGCCGAUCCAUUCUGCCGGUGCUACAGGCUGAAGAGGAUGAGAGAUUUGUUAGAGAGUGGCAUAAAUAUCUCGAGUAUGAGGCAGAAGUUAUGAAGGAUGUACCUGGUUGGAAAGUUGGUGAAAGUGUGUAUAAUUCUGGGAGAUGGGUGCCCCCAGCAAGUGGUGAGCUGCGUCCUGAUGUCUGGUGA